UCAAAUGCGAGAGGUCAGAAAGAGCUUUCAAUUACAAGUUUUAGGAAAUCGAAGUGGAAAUGUUGACUGCAAUGUGAGAUACUCGUGAUUUAUUUUUCUCGUCAUUGAUUGUCUGCAUGUAAAGGAUAAGAAGUGGGGCAUGUGUCAAGGAGGAGCUGCUUUGACGCCAUGAAACAAUGCCCUUUGAAAAUGUUUACAUGAUUUGCUCAAGAGGAAUGUCCAAUGUAGGACCAAACAUUAAAGUUUUUCCACAGUGGAAGAAUAUAUGGAAAAUUGCCAAGAUUACUGGGGCUGUUCUUUUAGGGGGCUGCUUGUUUUUCACUUAUGAAGUCAUAUCAUUGAGCAGAGCAGUUACUCUUAAUACUCAAGCAGUUGAGCAAGAGAAGCACAAGUCCUACAUUUAUUUAGACUCUAUUCAUUUCAAAGAUCAGGAUACACUUGGAGUGACUUACAGGAUCAGGAAGGAUUUGCAUAGAGCAGCAAAACGAUUUGUAGAAACAUCAGCUAGGAUUUUGCGCCGACCCUUUGACCGUUACCUUAUUACACUGGAUGCAGACCCACAUGAAUUUGUCCUUUGGCUACUUCUGAACAAGACACAGGCUGCUGACAGAGCCACACGACUGCAGGCUGUGCAAGAUUUGGCUGAGAGCUCUCAAUUACAAGAUUAUCAGUAUAGGACAGUGGCUCAAGCAUGUGAUCAAAGAACAGCAGUUGGCUUCGCACGAACCCAGGGAGUUGACCUGCGCUUUUUCCUUCCUCCACCUUCAUUACCUGAAGGUCAUGAUAAUUGUUCAACAGAGGAUCAGCUUAGAGAGUUGCUGGCCUCACUUCCCCAGUCAGAUGUGGAUGAAUGUGUAAAAUAUUUUACUUAUCUUGCCCUGAGGGAAAGCAGCGAAUCUAUUGCAGCACAAAGGGGGGGACUUUGGUGUUUUGGAGGCAAUGGGCUACCUUAUACUCAAAGUUUAAGCUCUGUUCCGUCUGAAAAGGUGGAAACCUUCUGUUUACAAGCUCUGGUUCAUCAUUCUAAGGAUUCCAGACAUUGUGAUACAAUUGUAGCAAAGAGAGGACUUCAGCUUUUACAGAAGAUUUAUCAGCUGCGACAAGAUUCUUUAAAAAUUCAACGUACUAUUGUCCGUAUUAUAGGCAACCUAGCCCAAUGUGACAGUUUGCAUAAUGCAAUAGUUCAAUCAGGCUGGAUUUCAUUGUUAGCAGAGUUAUUGAAGUCUCCACAUAUCAUUCAAGCUUCACAUGCUGCUAGAGCCUUGGCUAAUUUGGACAGAGAUGCAGUGCAAGAGAAAUAUCAAGAUGGGAUAUAUAUUUUGCAUCCUCAGUUUCGCUCUAGCCAGAAAAUCAAAGCUGAUGUCCUUUUCAUACAUGGUCUGUUGGGAGCAGCCUUUAAGACAUGGCGACAGCAAGACCUAGAUGUAGUACAAAAUGGGAAAGCUGCAGGUGAGAAAGAGGACUACACAGACUGCUGGCCAAAGACAUGGCUAGCAGCAGACUGCCCAAAUUUAAGAGUCUUGUCUGUUGAAUAUGACACUCAUCUAAGCGACUGGAGAGCUAAAUGUCCUGCUGAAAAUCAAAGGAAGUCAUUGGCUUAUAGGAGUCAAGAGUUGCUCAAAAAGUUAAAGGCAGCAGGUGUUGGAGAUAAACCAUUAGUAUGGGUGGCACAUAGUAUGGGAGGUUUACUUGUGAAAAAGAUGCUCCUAGAUGCAGCAAAAGACCCAGAGCUACAAACUUUGCUAAAUAAUACUCGAGGAAUAAUAUUCUACAGCGUUCCCCACCAUGGCUCCUUUAUGGCGGAAUACUCAGUUAAUGUUAAAUAUAUACUUUUCCCAUCAGUGGAAGUAAAAGAGCUCAUUAAGGGCUCUCCUUCCCUUCAUGAACUAAAUGAGAAUUUUCUGACUGUGGCAAAGGAGAAGGACUUAAAAAUACUAAGCUUUGCAGAAACAUUGCCAACAAAUAUAGGCACUAUGAUAAAAAUGAAUAUUGUGCCUGUUCAGUCUGCAGAUUUGGGAUAUGGAGACUUAAUUCAAGUGGAUGUUGACCAUCUGAACAUCUGCAAACCGCAGAAUAAAGACUCGUUUCUUUAUAAACGCAGUUUACAGUUUAUUAGAGAUGCACUUGCAAGUGAACUCAGUCAUUAGAAAUACAGACUUCAUUACUUAGUUCUUAUUUUAAGCUCUAGUGCAAUAUUGUGUUUUUACACAUUUUUUUUUUUAAUUCAUAGUGUUUCCUAUCCAUCGUAUGUUUGCAUCAUUUUAGUUACCAGUGUUAGAAAGAAACCAUAGUAUACCUGAAAAAAAAUAUAGUUGAUUUAAAUGUGCCAGCAAACAACCCUAUCCUUAGAUGGGGAUUUGAUUAAAUAUUUUGGCAAAUCUUUUUUUUAUCAAAAAGGCUAAAAAAAAUAAUCAGAGUAAGUUGUGAAAAAAUGCCAUUGAUGUCCCUGAAAGAUUCUGGAAAGCUUGUUUCCUUAAUGUGCCUACCCAGUCCUUGCUUAAAUCUUUUUCUCUGGCUGCCAAAUGGAGAGUCCGAUUGCGUAUGUUUCCUGUUAAUCUUAAAAUCAUACAUACACUGCUCUCUCUGAUCACUUGUCAGAACUUGUAUUAAAUGAUGUCCUAAUUCUUUGUAUAAAAUUACAUUUUCAAAAUGACCUUGCAUUUAUUUAGCUGAUGCACUAAAGCAAGUUAUGCGUCUUGGUGCUGCUACCUGCUUAUGCCAAGAUGUGCUUAAUCCUUAGUCUUCUUAAUUUAUGCUUUUACGUGCAGUUUGUUUUUAUAGAAAUUAUUUAAAAUAAUAAUAAUGAUGAUUGAAGAAAACAUUUUCCAGGUUGGUGAAUUGCACAAUGGGAUCAAUGCCGUACUGAGAUGUAUAGUUUUACUGAGUCAUAUACUUUAUUUUUAAUUUAUUCAAAUAAAGUAAAAUGAAAAAUG
Erpetoichthys calabaricus (reedfish) is the source of this 2933-nucleotide messenger RNA. RefSeq names its product serine active site containing 1 (gene serac1). NCBI's taxonomy places the organism in Eukaryota, Metazoa, Chordata, Cladistia, Polypteriformes, Polypteridae. The transcript is spliced from 17 exons. The coding region runs from base 177 to 2147 and encodes 656 amino acids. The record is from RefSeq and is a predicted model, not a curated record.